This is a messenger RNA of Spodoptera frugiperda (fall armyworm), 2007 nucleotides long. RefSeq names its product putative nuclease HARBI1. Bases 907 to 1977 code for a protein of 356 amino acids. NCBI's taxonomy places the organism in Eukaryota, Metazoa, Arthropoda, Insecta, Lepidoptera, Noctuidae. The transcript has a single exon. The record is from RefSeq and is a predicted model, not a curated record.
UUAUAUUCAAAACUUAGGUAUUUUUAAAACCAUACCUGGCAACCCGAGCCACAGAUAAACGAAACGGGUGGUGGCCAGUAUAAAUAAACUAUGCAGCUGCGUUUAGGAUUAAAAGAAAUGUUUGGUGAGAGAAUUACAUUAGAGGCGGCGCGCGCAUUAGUUCCUGAACGAUAUUCAAUUGCUUUUUUAAUAGCUGUGUUAAUUUUCGAAUACGUUCGCUUACGUCUGUUUUAUGUUAUUUGUAACUGGCCAGUUUCAUUUUUUUUAAGGAUACGGGUGGUUUAUGUUUUAAUUUGGGAUUGAGUAAUUAUGUAAUAGACACAAAAAGUCUUUUCCAAACUAAAGUGCGUCAAUUUAUGUUUUAUCUCUGAUAUGUUUCAUAAAAUCUUAGAAAUAAUAUGAGAGUCUAUUAUUGGCUAGGUAAACUACGAGUACCAACUUAACGAACUAAAUGAACCAGUACCAACAUAACCAAUGUUAUUAUUCAGAAUGUAAAGUCUAGAAUUCUCUCCCUCAUUAUUAUUACAAAUAUAGACUAGACAGCGCUCAAGAAUUUCUACAAGAUAAUCUAUCGUACUAUUGGAAUGUUAACAUAAUCGGCCUUACUUAUAAACGAUCACUAAAGUUAAGACACAGUUAAACUACGUAUUAAAAAAUAUUUUAACUCAUAAACGAUGAUUAACGCUAAUUAAUGUCUUAGCGACUGCUUAAAUAGCUGUCAACUUAAUCAGUGACGAACCCUUGUUUAAAGACCUUAAUUACCAAAAUGGCGUCCGAAAUUCGUAAAAGUCACAGCUGUGGUAUAUCUCAACAAUAACACCACAUGCAAACUUCGCAUUGAAUUGUGUUCUGUUUGCUGGGCUUUGUUCCGCUACUUAGGAAAGUGAAGUGGAUAAAUAUUAAAAAAUGGAUAUAUUUGACGACGAUAAUGAAUUACGCACAUACCGUGACGAGAUAGAAGAAAUAAGAAAUUUCAGGAAUAUUGGUUCAAGAAGGAGAGUAAAAAUAUAUAAUUCAAGAUCGAACCCAAUGGAGGAAUUGAGUGAAAGCGACUUCAAGCAUCGCUACAGAUUCAGUAAAGAAAAUAUGGUAAAAAUUAUAAAUAUCUUAAGAAACGACUUGUCCAUGGAUAGCCGGGGCGGCAGUAUACCUGUGGAGUUGCAAGUAAUGGCAGCUAUAAGAUACUGGGGCCGCCAUGAGAUUCAAGAAGACUGUGCGGAAAUUCAUGGCAUGAGCCAACAGACUUUAUCAAGAACUGCUAAAAGAGUUGCUAUUGCAUUGGCUUCGAAAAGUUCCAUUUAUAUUAAAAUGCCUUCAAAUUUAAGAGAAGAGACUGAAACUAUUCGGAAAUUUGAAACAAUUUGUGGGUUUCCCCAUAUUACCGGUGCAAUAGAUUGCACCCAUAUUAAAAUAAGAAAAGUUGGAGGAGAUGUUGGUCAGUACUAUAUAAACCGUAAAGGACACUAUUCUAUUAAUACUCAAAUGGUGUGUAAUGCAGAUUUGAAGAUCUGUGAUAUAGUUUGCCACUGGAGGGGUAGUACUCAUGAUGCAAGAAUAUGGCGUGAGAGUUCCAUUAAAAGGAGAUUUGAAGAACGAGAAUUUAAAGGAAAACUUAUAGGCGAUGGUGGAUACCCUUGUACCCCAUAUUUACUGACUCCAGUACUGAGACCCCGCAACGAAGCAGAACGGCGGUACAACUAUAGCCACAUUCGCACCAGGAACGUAAUUGAGAGAUGUUUUGGUGUACUUAAGGCAAGGUUUCGGAUACUUUUGGAAAUAAUGAGAGGGUCUUUCAAUACGAUUAAAACGACAAUCGUUGCAUGUGCAGUAUUGCACAAUUUAGCAAUUGAAUUUGAUGACACUUUAAGUUAUGAAACCCCUUACACAGACAGUGAUGAAGACACUGAGGCCAUUGAACAGGACUCUAAUAAUUUGACACACAUAACCAGAAACAUUUUUAUUGAGAAUUUCUUUUAAAAUACAAAUAUAUAGUUUUAUUUAAACAUU